AUGUUUCUAUUCCAUGCAAUCACGUGGAAGGGAUCUUCACACCUGAGUUCCGAGAAACUGUCAAGAAAGUUUGUAUAUAUUGGGUUUAUUCCCUUAGCCUUCGUUGUUGGCGCCAUUGCUAAUGUUCUCAAUUGUCUGGUCUUCUGCAGACAGGGGCUGAGCGACCGCAUCAACCUGUGUCUGUUCAGUCUGGCGCUGUCCGACCUGGUGUACCUGACGGCGCUGAUGGUCCGGAACUUGGAGAAGCUGCUGGCGCUGGUGGUGGGCAAGUGGAUCGCCUCGCUGUGGCUGGAAAAACUGAUCCAGUUUCGUCUGCUCGCCAUGUACUCAGGCUUCGUCCUCGUGUCCAACUUCCUCGCCAGCCUCAUCUCGGUGGAGCGAUGCUUGUGCGUGGUGAGUCCACUCAAGGCGCGUGCGUACCUGCCGAUGAGGCUCAUGCUGACUUUCAUCAUCAUCGGGAGUGUGUUGAUCUUGACAGGCACGCAGUUCCUUGCCUUUAUGUACGAUGUGACGUGUACUGUGUACAUCGGGCCUGACAGAAACCAGUCGGACAUCAUGAUCAUAGCUUCCGAUGUUUACCGUGACAACCGCCUCCUGAUGGACGUCCUCGACACCUUUGUCUUCGCUUCCAUCGUGCCCAACACCUCUGUCAUCAUCACGGCCGUCACUACUGUCAUCACGGCUGUGAAGUUAAAGGCUGUCGUGCGUCAACGGAAGCAGCUCGCGUGCAGCCAAACAUUCAGUCUCAAAGAGGUGGCGGUGACCCGGAUGUUAAUCGUCAUUUCCGGUAUCUAUAUUGCAUGCGUCAGCCCUCGGGUCAUGUAUUCCGUUGUGCAGUUUAUUGUUGCCGAGUUCCGUGUGUGGGGCAGCCUCUGUAACCUCGCCAUCGUUUGCGAUGCCGUGUCGAACGCUUCUCUGGCUUUGCACUCGGCGGCCAACUUCUUCGUCUACUUCACGAUGGGCACGCGCUUCAGACUCACGCUUCGACGCACUGUGCACUCUGCUUAG
This is a messenger RNA of Pomacea canaliculata, 1008 nucleotides long. RefSeq lists its product as uncharacterized. Gene Ontology annotation, molecular function: G protein-coupled receptor activity. The record is from RefSeq and is a predicted model, not a curated record. Bases 1 to 1008 code for a protein of 335 amino acids. Gene Ontology annotation, biological process: G protein-coupled receptor signaling pathway. NCBI's taxonomy places the organism in Eukaryota, Metazoa, Mollusca, Gastropoda, Architaenioglossa, Ampullariidae. Gene Ontology annotation, cellular component: plasma membrane. The transcript has a single exon.